AUGGUAUACCAAGGUGGUCCUUUUACUCAACAAGAAAGCUUCUUUAAGCCUCAAAACCCAAUGAGCAAGGAGAACACUGCCUUUGAGGACGCUCUUGUCAUCUUCCCGGAAGACAUCCCUGAGCCGGAGCGCUGGGAGAAAGUCGCCGCUCUUGUCCCCAGAAAAUCGCCGGCUGAGGUCCGAGAACAUUAUCGCGUGUUGGUCCAUGACUUGAUGGAGAUUGAGGCCGGUCGAGUCUCAUUACUGGUUUACUCCGAUGACAUACCGCUUUACUCUGAUGCAUGCGACGGGGGUAGUUACAUUAAUGCUGAUGGAGUGUUGACUCACUGGACUCUGGAGCAGAACACUGCCUUUGAGGACGCUCUUGUCAUCUUCCCGGAAGACCUCCCGGAGCCGGAGCGCUGGGAGAAAGUCGCCGCUCUUGUCCCCGGAAAAUCGCCGGCGGAGGUCAGGGAACAUUAUCGCGUGUUGGUCCAUGACUUGAUGGAGAUUGAGGCCGGUCGAGUCCCAUUACCGCUUUACUCUGAUGACUUGCCGCCGGUGCAGGUGAAGAACAACAGUGGUACCCAUAGAAAGAAAGGGGUGGCAUGGACUGAAGAGGAACACAAGUGA
Molecule: messenger RNA, 612 nt
Organism: Gastrolobium bilobum
Lineage: Eukaryota; Viridiplantae; Streptophyta; Magnoliopsida; Fabales; Fabaceae
Product: transcription factor SRM1-like
Exons: 2
Coding region: 1-612 (203 amino acids)
Source: RefSeq, a predicted model, not a curated record